Molecule: messenger RNA, 1851 nt
Organism: Apis florea (little honeybee)
Lineage: Eukaryota; Metazoa; Arthropoda; Insecta; Hymenoptera; Apidae
Gene: mmy
Product: UDP-N-acetylglucosamine pyrophosphorylase mmy
Biological process (GO): UDP-N-acetylglucosamine biosynthetic process
Molecular function (GO): UDP-N-acetylglucosamine diphosphorylase activity
Source: RefSeq, a predicted model, not a curated record
AUGAAAGGUUACGGUUAUGGUUACGAUUCGGAUAUUUCAUCAAUUUGAUGAGAAAAUAAUAUGAUCUUUUAUAAUAUAUUAAUGGAUACAAAAUAUGUUCAAAAGGGAAAGGAGAAUAGUCAGAGAAGUUGGAAGGGUGAGAGGGGCUGAUAAGAGAAAUCGAGUCAAAUGUGCUACGUGGAAUCGUGAAAGUAAAGGCGUAUUCCACUUUACCCAUGAAUUGGGAUAGGUUACAAAUUUAAAACAAAUGAAUGUUGCUUUUUACAUUUAUUUUUUUCAUUUAUUUAAAUAAAGAUAUAACACAAAUAUCUAUCAGUUAUCGUGUUAAAAAUAACAAUAUUGAAAUAACGGUAUAAUUAUUGUGUAUAUACGGCUGUCAAGCGAAGUAUUGGUCUCUAUGAAUAUGGAAUCUCUUCAAAGAAAAUUGAUAGAGUAUGGUCAGGAACAUUUAUUAAAGUUCUAUGAUGAAUUAUCAGAUAAAGAAAAAAAGGAGCUUUGUCAAGAUAUAUCUGAAUUGAAUUUCAUAGAUGUAAUAUCAUAUUUUGAUAGUGCAAUAUAUGCUUCUUUAAAUAUGAACACAUUGGAUGAUAAGGUAUCUCCCAUUCCUAAAGAAAAUAUUGCAUCUAUUAAAACCACUGAUAAGGAACAAUUAAAAAUGUAUGAAGAAUUGGGAUUGCAAGAAAUAGCAAAUGGGCAAGUAGCUGUAUUAGUAAUGGCUGGUGGUCAAGGUACUAGACUAGGUGUAACUUAUCCCAAAGGUAUAUACAAUGUUGGUUUACCUUCUGGAAAAACACUUUUUCAACUACAGGCAGAAAAAAUACUUCGUUUGGAAAAUAUGGCAAAGAAAAAGUAUGAGAAAGAUGGAGAAAUUACGUGGUAUAUAUUAACCAGUGAAGCUACUCAUGAUAUAACAGUAUCGUUUCUACAUCAGCAUAAUUAUUUUAAUUUAAAAGAAAAAAAUUGUAAAGCUUUUAAACAAGGUAUGCUACCAUGUUUCACAUUGGAUGGAAAAAUUAUUUUGGAUAAAAAAUAUAAAAUUUCGAAAGCCCCAGAUGGAAAUGGAGGAGUAUAUCGAGCUUUAAUAACACAAGGAAUAUUGGAUGAUAUGAUACAACGUGGAAUUCAUAGUGUUCAUGUUCAUUCAGUUGAUAAUAUCUUAAUAAAAGUAGCAGAUCCUAUUUUUAUUGGAUACUGUUUAUCUUUACAAACUGAUUGUGGAGUUAAAGUUAUAGAAAAAUUUUCCCCAAAUGAACCAGUGGGAAUUGUAUGUAAAGUUAAUGAUAUAUUCCAAGUUGUAGAAUAUAGUGAAAUUUCAAAAGAAACAGCUGAAUUGUAUUCUGAUGAUGGACAAUUAAUAUAUAAUGCAGCAAAUAUAUGCAAUCAUUAUUUCACUGUAGAUUUUCUAUAUAGCAUUGCUAAAUAUCAUGAAAAAGAAAUGGAACUUCAUGCUGCUAAAAAAAAAAUACCAUAUAUUGAUGAAGAUGGAAACCGAAAUGAACCAAAAAUUCCUAAUGGUAUUAAAAUUGAGAAAUUCAUAUUUGAUGUAUUUAAAUUCGCAAAACGUUUAACAGUUUGGGAAGGAAUUCGUGAAGAAGAUUUCAGUCCUCUAAAAAAUGCAGAUUCUGUUGGUCAAGAUUGUCCAAGUACUGCACGAAAUGAUGUACUUAAACUUCAUAAAAAGUGGUUGUUAAAUGCAGGAGCUAUAUCUGUAUCAGGUGAUAUAGAAAUAUCUCCUUUAUUAUCUUAUGCUGGAGAAAAUUUAAAUCAUAUAAAAGGACAAUUAUUGGAAGGACCUUGUGUAUUGGAAUAAUGAAAUCUAUUGUUUUCAUAAUUUUUUAUGAUAAUGUUUUU